AUGAUUCUCCCAGUAGCGGUCUUAGCUUUCCAUCAGUUCUAUUGGCGAAGGCGAAAUCUCCCACCUGGACCAGUACCUCUUCCACUGAUUGGAAACACCCUGUCGAUCGAUAUGAGGAACCCGGCUAAAACGUUCAGUUCAUGGCAUGCCGUUUAUGGACCGAUCUACACGGUCUGGCUACCACAUCCAAUGAUAGUCAUGGCAAGCCACGAAGUGCUUAAAGAGGCUCUCAUACGUCAGGGACCUGUCUUCGCGGGUCGCCCAUCCGGAUAUAUAUGGUCGAUGUUCACAAAAAACCAUGAACACGGUGAUGGCAUCAUUCUUUGCGAAGGUGAACGAUGGGAGCAAAUUCGCGAGUUUGCUCACAAAAUAUUCAGGAACUUCGGUCUUGGUCGGACACAAAUGGAGGAGAAAAUCGUUCACAAUAUCAAUUACAUGAUUGCACACAUCGAUGCAAAAUUGCAGGGAAAU
Messenger RNA from Ostertagia ostertagi, 471 nucleotides. Lineage: Eukaryota; Metazoa; Nematoda; Chromadorea; Rhabditida; Trichostrongylidae. The record is from the annotation of a GenBank genome assembly.